Molecule: messenger RNA, 2093 nt
Organism: Mytilus trossulus (common blue mussel)
Lineage: Eukaryota; Metazoa; Mollusca; Bivalvia; Mytilida; Mytilidae
Product: cholecystokinin receptor type A-like
Exons: 1
Coding region: 399-1820 (473 amino acids)
Biological process (GO): neuropeptide signaling pathway
Cellular component (GO): plasma membrane
Molecular function (GO): neuropeptide receptor activity
Source: RefSeq, a predicted model, not a curated record
UUUUAUACAUUUGUUUUACAUAACUUACAAUUUUCAUUUAUACAUUCUAUAUAUUAACCAAUGUAUACUCUGAUGUAUUAGGUGGGUUAUACUUUACCAAUUUCUUGAGGAUAGGCGAUACAUCUAGUUUGAUAAGUAUGGAUUAUUUAUAUACUGGAGUGGUUUAAUUGUUGGAAAAGAAGAAACUGUAUGGGACUCGAAAAAGUACAGACCAGCUGCGAUCAUACUGCAUCAUAAAACAAAUUCCAGGUUGAACACUCAAAGACAAUCAAAUGAAAGAAAUGCAGAAAUAGUGUCAGUGAAAAAAACUAAACACAUUGGCAUCAUGAGAGGCGGUCUUAUAGUCGUGUAAUAUGAAGCAUUCUAUUCUAAAACACACAGAUAUGUGAAAGUGUUAAAUGACUAAAAUGUCAAAUCUAACAUACAUCAGCAAUGUGACAAGAAAUAGCACCGACACAUACAUCAUCAAUGUAACAAGAGCUAUUAAUGACACCAAGGCAUCAAUUAUACAAAAUUUAAACGAUAACGAGGCUGCGGUACUUCUUCCUGUUAUUGUAUAUGUUUUCAUUCUUAUGUCAGCAGGAAUUUUCGGAAAUCUAAUAGUUCUAUAUGUUUACAAAUUUAGAUUUCGACGAUCAAGUUCUCGAGCUUUUAUAUUGUGUCUCGCCAUUUUAGAUUUAGUCACGUGCUUGUUUGGAAUGCCUUUCCAUGUGAUCGAUAUGAAUUUUCCGUACUUGUUUGUUUGGGACGUGCCGUGUAAAGUUCUCUACUUUCUUCUGUCAUCAACAAUACAUGCGUCUACAUUUAUAUUGGUUCUUAUUUCAAUUGAACGUUACAGAAAGAUAUGUCUUCCUUUUGAAAAACAAAUUUCUGACAUUGGAACAAAAGCAAUAUGUACUGCGUGCAUUAUGGGUGCGUUCAUACUGUCUACGCCGAUAUUAUUCCUUUAUGGUGUUGCUUCAUUUGAUACUGGUGUAUCAAAUACAACCGGUUAUGAAUGUUACAUAUCCAAUGAUUUCAGCGAAAGCAUUUUUCCUUUAAUAUAUGAUGUGGUGACUAUUAUUUUAUUUGUUGGUUCUACAAGUACACUGACUGUUUUGUACACUCGCAUUGGCAUAAAAGUAUGGCGUAAAGGGACAUUUCAAGGAAACAAAACUAAAUGUAAAAAUGGGAAACAAGCAUCAGAAAAUUCAAAGCAAUCUCAAGGUGAAAAAGUGAUUGAAACGUCAUUCACUAACAAAACAAAACAGCCAAAUAAGCAUCUGGUAAACACUAGUAAUACCUUUGAUGAAUAUUCAAAUAUUUUGAUAAAUUCUCCCAAGCUUCGGAAAGAUCUAAGCAAGAAAACUGAAACCCGGAUGGAUAUAAGGCGAUCAAGUUUAAGACUAAAAUGGCCGGAAAACAAACGGUCAAGUUUUAGGAAAAGUUUUAGGGCAAGCUUUUUUUCAGGAAAAUCGAUUUCGGAAGAAAGUAGUUCAGAAUCAUUCACUUCAACUCUUGAACGGAAAUCAAAAUUUGUGCGUGAAGGAAUACGAAUGACAAACAAAUUUUCCAAAAAGCAAAGACGUUCAUUGCGCAUAACCGGGAUGUUGUCUCUUAUAACUGUAGUUUUCGUAAUCAGUUUUUUGCCAUAUUUAGUAAUAUCAAUUUUGAAUGGUCUCGAAGAAAAUUUUUGGGAGAACAUGACUAACAAUAAACUUCUAAUUUACAACUUUCUUUUGAGGACCUAUUUUAUAAACAAUAUGGCUAACCCUAUAAUAUACGGAUUUCUUGAUGAAAAAUUCAGAUCUGAAGUGCGAAAGAUGUUCAAGUGCUGUUAAAAUAAUGUCACAUUACAGCAAGACCUGUUAAAAAGGUCAUAUCUGCUUAGCGAAGCAUGUCUUGGCAGGUCAUUCCUUUUCUGUACCAUUUUAUUUAAUCAUUGCAUUUUGAACCUCUUGUCCAAUGUCAUGGAUUCUAUAAAAUAAAUUUUCCUACUCACUAGGGUGACCUUUAUACAAGGUAAAGAUGCAUUUGAAAUCAGAAUUGUAUUAGAAUGUCGAAGCCAAUGUUUAUUUUUUUAUAUGUUGCCUAUUAAAUGUGAAAUAAGAAGA